Capsella rubella is the source of this 1605-nucleotide messenger RNA. Its product is annotated as protein bicaudal C homolog 1-A. The transcript is spliced from 2 exons. The record is from RefSeq and is a predicted model, not a curated record. The coding region runs from base 205 to 1113 and encodes 302 amino acids. Gene Ontology annotation, molecular function: protein binding. Lineage: Eukaryota; Viridiplantae; Streptophyta; Magnoliopsida; Brassicales; Brassicaceae.
UCUUUCGUCUUCCUUGCUCGAUUCUCCUGAUGACGAUUUCUCACAUCCACUUCUGAUUCCUUCAGAUAAACCUAAAAUAGCCUAAGCCAAAGACUUGCCCUUUCAUAUUCUCCAGUUACUUCCACGCUUGCUAAAAUUCGCUCAUGGCGGCUCCAAUCUGAGAAUUUUGAAAUAAAGAUACCAGGUUGCCUUGAGAAAAAAAAAAUGGCGGAAUUGCAGCCACUGGAUGGUCAGCAAACAAACGGCGGCGUUAUUCCUCCUCCGGCUUCAAGUUCAGUAGAAGUGACGGCGAUUACAGCCGCGGGAUCGAAACGAUUGAGAAGACCAAGCGUUCGAUUAGGCGAAAUCGGCGGAGACCAGUACCAGCAUCAUCAUCAUAACCAAGCGGCGUCGGCGUACGAUUCUCAGGGGAGGAAAUCGAAAUGGGCACCGGCGACGACGACGAGUGGUAAUAGAAAAGAUAUGAGUAAAUCGUCGAGGACGCGAACCCUAACGAAUUUGAGUUCUGGGUACGAUAAUAUCGGAACCCUAGAUGAUGAAAGAGAAGGAAAUGUGGAUCCUUUUGGUGUUGGGAGUUGGCGGGUCAAGAAACGGGUCGGGUCAUCGACAACAGGAGCAGCGGCGAAGAGAGUUCGAUCCAAUUGGGUAUCGAGAAUUGGGGAUGGGGAUGAUAAAAUUAGUGGAGGGGAAGAAUUGGAAGGUGGGUUUAGGGAUUUUAGCAGAGAAGAUUCAGAAAGUCCGAUAAAGGAAGAGUCUUUGGAUAGAGAUGGUGGAGGUUUUUACGGUAGAAGAAGAUAUGAGAGUAACAAUAGUAGUGGAAACAGAGAAUUCGAGUCGAAUAUGGAUGGAGGAGUUGGUGGUGGAGGAGGAAGAGAAGGGGUGAAGAUUUGGCUACAAGAGUUAGGGUUAGGGAGAUAUUGGCCAAUGUUUGAGAUACAUGAGGUUGAUGAAGAAGUUUUGCCAUUGUUGACAUUGGAAGAUCUUAAAGAUAUGGGGAUUAAUGCCGUUGGAUCGAGGAGGAAGAUGUUUUGUGCAAUCCAGAAGCUUGCAUUAGGCACAGUAGUAUUAGUAGAAGGAGAAGUGGGAAAAGAAGAGGAUGAUGAAGAAGAAUAGUAGAAGAAGAAAGAAGAAGGUUCUUAACUCUUUGGUCUCACUUUUCUUCUCUUGAGAUGGUCUUCAUGGAUGUUCUUGAUGAUAAUAAGUAUUUUGCAAUCGAAUAGGUGUUGCUAUUUGCAGUAGAAGUUCAAGGAGAAGGAACGAUUGUGUUAAGUCUAGCAUUUUAUUCACAUUGUGGAAGUGUUUUGCUAUCUCAAUGUGUAGGAACAGGAACAACUAAGAAAAAGAAAAUUAGACUUUUCAUACUUGUGCCUACCUCUUUUCAUCUGUGGAAACAGAGGAACCAUAGGAGGCUAAAACCAGAAAGAUUUCAGAUCUGAGUCAACAUGGGAUUUUUUCCAUGUGAUUUAUGUAUAAGUUACAAAUGCGAUCAAUAAGUUUGAAGUGGUGAACUCAACUCAACCAUGAAGUUUUUUAUGCUCUAACGUGGUUUUUCGAAAAUAUUAUAUACUGUUAGUUUGAACUUUGAAGUAUUGCCAUGUUUCUCUU